AACGCGCGGCACCGCCAUGGCCUCCAACGAUUACAGCCAGACCGCCACACAAAGUUACGGCGCCUACCCCGCCCCCCCCAGCCAGAGCUACUCUCAGGGAGGGGGGCAGGGCUACUCCCAGCAGAGCUACGGGGGCUACGGGCAGAGCUCGGACUCUGCCUACGGCCAGGGGGGCUACAGCUCCUCCUACGGGCAGGGCCAGAGCGGUUACUCGGCCCCUGCAGCUCCUCCCUCCUACGGCUCCGGCGGCUUCGGCUCCAGCCAGAGCUCCCAGGGCAGCUACGGCCAAACCUCCUCCUACCCGGGCUAUUCACAGCCCCCCGCGGCUGCCUCGGCCUCUGGAAGCCCGUAUUCCCGGAUUUUUUUAGGCAGGGCUUCCAAAAUUCCUGAUUAUCUUCUAAUUUAUCUCCUCAGCGGUGGUGAGCGUGGUGGCUUCAAUAAAUUCGGUGGACCCCGGGACCAGGGGCCCAGGCACGACCCAGGUGAGCAGGACAACUCGGACAACAACACGAUCUUCGUGCAGGGGCUGGGCGAGAACGUCACCAUCGAGUCCGUGGCCGAUUACUUCAAACAGAUCGGAAUCAUCAAGACCAAUAAGAAGACCGGCCAGCCCAUGAUCAAUCUCUACACCGACCGUGAGACCGGCAAGCUCAAGGGCGAGGCCACCGUGUCCUUCGACGACCCCCCCUCGGCCAAGGCCGCCAUCGACUGGUUUGAUGGGAAGGAAUUUUCUGGCAAUCCCAUCAAGGUUUCCUUCGCCACUCGCCGUGCGGAUUUCACCCGGGGCGGGGGCGGCCGUGGCCGGGGCCGGGGAGGCCCCCUGGGCAGGGGCGGGUUCGGCUCCGGGGGCUCCGGGGGCCGCGGGGGCUUCACCGGAGGGGGAGGGGCCCAGCAGAGAGCGGGGGACUGGAAAUGCCCCAACCCGUGA
Sturnus vulgaris (Common starling) is the source of this 928-nucleotide messenger RNA. NCBI's taxonomy places the organism in Eukaryota, Metazoa, Chordata, Aves, Passeriformes, Sturnidae. The record is from RefSeq and is a predicted model, not a curated record.